AGAAGCCCAUCAAGAUGUUAGAGCCCAUGAGCUCGAGCAAAAAAAAAGAAAGCUAUGAGAGAUCUUGUCCGUUCAUUCAAAGUCUUCAGAUCUAGGCCACGUCACCAAUCCGCGUGCCGCACAGAUAACCAAUAAGAGCGAGCAGAAGCUUAUAUAUAAGAAAAUCUGUUCCUCAACUAAUUUCAAUCACAGACGCAUCUUUCCAUUAAACAAUUCACCCUCUCUUCACCAAACUCAUCGAUCGAUAAUGGCACCCAAGGCGGCAGAGAAGAAACCGGCGGAGAAGAAGCCAGCUGAGAAAUCCCCGGCCGAGAAGCGUCCAAAGGCGGAGAAGAAGAUCUCAAAAGAAGGAGGAAGCGACAAGAAGAAGAAGAAAGCGAAGAAGAGCGUUGAGACGUACAAGAUAUACAUCUUCAAGGUCCUGAAGCAGGUUCACCCCGACAUCGGAAUCUCGGGUAAAGCGAUGGGGAUCAUGAACAGUUUCAUCAACGACAUAUUCGAGAAACUGGCGCAGGAAUCAUCGAAGCUCGCUAGGUACAACAAGAAGCCGACGAUUACGUCGCGGGAGAUCCAGACGGCAGUUAGGCUUGUAUUGCCCGGAGAACUCGCGAAACACGCCGUCUCUGAGGGGACCAAGGCGGUUACGAAAUUCACAAGCACUUAGGGAUUUAAAUGUUUAGGUUUAAUUGUUCUUUUGUUGAUGAAUCGAUUGUAUUCGAUUAGUGAGAUCAUUUGAAUGAACAGGUUUCUUUUUAAUGAAUAACGAUUCUCUAUCAAUA
Molecule: messenger RNA, 779 nt
Organism: Brassica rapa (field mustard)
Lineage: Eukaryota; Viridiplantae; Streptophyta; Magnoliopsida; Brassicales; Brassicaceae
Product: histone H2B.8
Cellular component (GO): nucleosome
Molecular function (GO): protein heterodimerization activity; structural constituent of chromatin; DNA binding
Source: RefSeq, a predicted model, not a curated record